Kwoniella mangroviensis CBS 8507 is the source of this 933-nucleotide messenger RNA. RefSeq lists its product as uncharacterized. The record is from RefSeq and is a predicted model, not a curated record. The transcript has a single exon. Lineage: Eukaryota; Fungi; Basidiomycota; Tremellomycetes; Tremellales; Cryptococcaceae. Bases 1 to 933 code for a protein of 310 amino acids.
AUGCACUCCUCGCGUUCACUAAUGGACACGGAUCUGAAGGAUAUGGAGCUCGACUCUUCUCCUUCUUCCCCGACCAUUUCACCAUCUAGAGAAGAACCGGUGGACAUUACAGCCGACCUAAUCGACUUCGGAGGCGACGUCCCGACCGAUGUUGCAACCACUGCUGUCCCUGACUCGACUGGAGCUACGGCUGAAUCCGAGGUGGAAGACGAAGAAGACGAACGACCAGAUCUCUCCGAAGAUUUCUCGUGCAAUCUGGUAUUCAGCAGAAAUGUAGGGGAAAUCGUCAAUGCCCACAGAGUGUUCAAAGUGGUUGAAGUCUCUCCGAAAUCAAGCUCGACAGUCGGACUUGAUGAUUUGGCCGAACAAAUGAAAGAUAAGAAAUUCAACUUGUCAACUACCAGUUGGGGGGAUCAAGGUUUAUAUGAAAUCCAACCUCAUGAGCCUUAUGCAAAAGAUUCAAAAUAUACCAAAAUCUUUUUUCGAACAAAUCUGGGGAACAACGUUUGGAAUGCCCAAUCAACACCUGGGACAACCGAAAUGACUGCCAUGGGGGGUAUUCACGGUAAAAGAAGGAUCUUAGGUAAAGAAUUCAAAGAAAUUUUACAUGUACCUUACAGUGGAUACUCACAAGAUGGCGACGGCGAUAAAAUCACUUUCGUUCCUUCUUUGGCUCAAAAUGUAUUUGGACCAGAAGUAGAUGCUGAUCGAACUGUUUUCUUCGACGACAAUUUGAGAGGUAGGACUUGUACGCUCACUCCGAGUCCUGAUGAUGAGAAUACUUGCAUCAUGACUGUCUGCGGAACAAUGUCAAACGGAAGUACAGACCAUCACGAUGAUUUUAGAACUGAUCAAGACUUUAGACAAGGUCUUCUUCAGGGUAAUCGGGGAUAUCCUACUGGGUCUACUUAUGGUUCCGUCUGGCCCGUGUAA